Prunus armeniaca (apricot) is the source of this 282-nucleotide messenger RNA. The record is from the annotation of a GenBank genome assembly. NCBI's taxonomy places the organism in Eukaryota, Viridiplantae, Streptophyta, Magnoliopsida, Rosales, Rosaceae.
AUGGUCGAUCCCCUUAGGUGCCCUGCCUGCAAGGAGGGUUGCUCGGGUCGACGUGUUGGUCCUCCAUUUAAGGGCUGGUGGGCGUCGAUCGACAUCUUCUGCCUGCAAGGAGGGUUGCUCGGGUCGACGUCUUCGAUGCCUCGAUCGUGGCUGGCUAACUUCUUCCUCAGCUCCCAAGGGUCGAUCCCCUUGGUUGCCCUGCCGGCAGGGCAGAUGAGAAGGUUGAGCUUGGGAGGAUCCCUUUACAGCUUGUCGCCGCUUGUUGGUCCUCGAGCGGGCUAG